CCUGGGUUUCCCUUUCCUUUUGCCAAACCCUAGCGGAAGUCCCUCCUGGCCGACAUGUCCUCGAAACGCGCUGCUGCUGAAGCCGAGUCUUCUGCAUCCGACUUCUCGUACGCUUCCUCUUCAUCCGACGAAAAAGGAGAGCAAGAAGAGGAUGUGCGCCUCUCGUCUGUUCCUCAGGUACCCAAGCCCAUGAAGCCCUCCAAGCACCCUUCCGCUGCCACCUCCAGCCACGACGGUGAAGAAGAUGACGACGACAGUAGUAACGAGGAAGACGGCCAAAGAAACAAGCACCAGGGAGACAACGGCAGUGAAGAGGAAGAAGACGACGACGACGAAGGUUCCAGCGAUGAAGGAUCCGACUCUGAUGACGCGAAUACAAUGAAUAAGCCGCUGCCGCCGCCGCCGCCGCCACCACCACCACCACCAAAGCCACAGUUCCAACCACUGCCUAAACCAACGCCUGAGCCGUCGGAUUCUGGUUCCUCUGGUGAUUCUGACUCUGAAUCUGAUUCCUCUGACGAUGCACCUGUUACCCCUGCCUCCCGCCCAUCUCGUGCCGUGGAUCCGUCGAUCAAGCCCAUAAACACCAAGCCUAUGGACACUCCUAACAAGCCGAGCAAGCAAGCCAAUUCCCCUGCUCCUUUGCAGGACCGAGAAUCUCUGAAAAGGAAGCAUGACGUGGUGGAGCGCUCUGAGCUGGAUAAUCAUGGUGGACAGAAGCGCCAAUUGUUUCAAAGACUGUGGAGCUUAGACAAUGAAAUAGUUUUACUUAAGGGCCUGGUGGAGUACCGAAGUAAGAAGGGCACUGUUGCUGCUUCUGCCCAUGACAUGGAAGACCUUCGGAAUUUUAUCAAAGGUUCCUUCCAAACGGAUUUCAGUAACACGCAGCUCGCUGAUAAAGUGAGAAGGCUUAAGAAGAAGUUUGAGACAAAUAAUGCCCGUGCCAAAAAUGGUGCAGACCCAACCUUCACCAAACCCCAUGAGCAGGAUGGGUAUAAGCUCUCUAAAAAAGUUUGGGGAGUUAAUAGGAUAACCUCAGAGCAUCUUGAUGCUAAUAGUGCUGACAGUGAGGACAAUGAAGAAAGCGAGAGUGAGAUGAUGAACAUUCGGAAAUCAAACGAGCAGCAGUUGACCUCUCUUGUUGUGUCAAAGUGCCAUGAUGCUAUUGUUUGUGAGAGUGGGGAUAUUGUAAGGGUUAAGAUUCAGUUUCCGUACUUGUGGGAGACAGUAACCAAAAUGGCAGAUGAGUAUUUGUGUGGGAUAGCCAUCAAGAGGGCCCUAGAGAUGGUAGAUGUUGCCAAGGCAAAAUCGAUGGAAGAAAAGCUUAAAAAAUUAAAAACAACUCAGAUGAGGCAGCACUUGCGAAGGAUUGAUCUGAACAAGGAGACAGUGAAGCUUAUUCUUGAUGCUAUAGGGAGAUCAAAGUGAAUUGCUUCUUCAAGAACGUGUGCUGCCUACAGCGUAGGGAAGUACAAUGAGUGAUGGGAAGAUCAAUUUAACUGGCCCUUUUAUUUUGUGCUUGAUGCUGUCAAGGGGAAUGCUGAUAUGAUGCAACCCUUAAGCCAUCGUAGGCCAAGGAUUGAACUAUUGCAAUGCUUUGAAUGAGGAUUGACAUUUCGGAUAACUGGAUCUGUAUCUGUCUAUCGCCAGACCGGUAUGGUUCUGGUCUGUGCUGGUGUACUUGUAUGCCAGCUAGUACGUACUAUGGUACCAUGAGGAGGCAGUUCUUUUCGGCCUUUGGACAAAUGGCAAAAACUUAGGCAGAACAAUUAGGUUGAUCAUCCAAAGUUCCUAUCCACUAAUGCACGUUAUCCUUUGGACCUUAUUUUUCAACAUUUGCAUCCAUGUUCCUGUUUA
Messenger RNA from Musa acuminata subsp. malaccensis (wild Malaysian banana), 1857 nucleotides. Its product is annotated as STOREKEEPER protein. Gene Ontology annotation, cellular component: nucleus. The record is from RefSeq and is a predicted model, not a curated record. NCBI's taxonomy places the organism in Eukaryota, Viridiplantae, Streptophyta, Magnoliopsida, Zingiberales, Musaceae. Gene Ontology annotation, biological process: regulation of DNA-templated transcription.